Molecule: messenger RNA, 1587 nt
Organism: Leishmania major strain Friedlin
Lineage: Eukaryota; Euglenozoa; Kinetoplastea; Trypanosomatida; Trypanosomatidae
Exons: 1
Coding region: 1-1587 (528 amino acids)
Source: RefSeq, a predicted model, not a curated record
AUGCCUGUCACCCCUUUGAGCGACACACGUGUCCGCCACGACACGGAUGUGGAGGGCACACCACUGAUAGCGCCGUUAGUCAACGUUAACGGGCGGCCAGCAACACCAGAGCAUAAUCAGGAGCGGCAGCAGCGACCAUACCACACAGGCGAUCCGCAGUCUACGUCGCAGGAUGCGGGCGCCGCAGCGGCGGCGAUGCCUGACACGCCAGAUCAACGGCAACUAUCACAGAUGCAGUACCCAGGCUUGCAUCUAGAGCAGCGCCCCGGCCGCUUCCUCACAUCAACUCAUAACACAGAUGCCACCAUGCCCCGGAUGACGGACCACACGUUCGUCAGCGCGGAGUUCUCCGCCAUGCAACUCCUGCCGGCGCGACAGGUCGAGUCGCCGAGCCGCGACUCGGAGGCCGGUGGCGGUGUCGGCAGAACCGGCCCCGAGGCGUACCCACAGCAGUGGGCAAGCCGCAAUGCGGAGUCGGAGGCAGGCAGUGGCUGGCACGAUAUUGCCCAUCUCACGUCCCUCUUCCGCGCCAUUCCACCGGCGACGAGCCCAUCGUUGAUGGGGGCUGCGCUUCUGCAGCAGGUGCGCAUCGCCACCGCUGAGGAGCGUCGCGUGCGUCUUUUGUUCCACACUCGGCCGCGCAUCCGGCUGAGAGAGCGUCCGCGGAUGGUGAUGAACCCGGUGCUCGACCGGCCAGGGUGGGUGCAGUCGCUGUGCUACCCUGUUCUCUGCAUACCGUGUAUGCGCAACACUAUCUACUCGACACCGCUAAGCACAGUGAUGCGGGCGUCAUGCGAGACGGACUUCUUCGGGUCAGCGCAGCCAAGCGUUGCGUUCUUGGCUUCCGAGACGUCGGUGCUGCCCGGCGAGCAGCCGCGACCCGACUUCAGCGGGGCUGCCCACGGCGGCUCGCGCGCAUUGGGCGCCCCGUUGACGACCGCCAUGCCGACUGCCCCAGCUUUCUACCACGUACCCAUCACGGCGCCGAGGCUAGCGCAGUCAAGUGCGUACCAUCGCCGUGCUGAUAGUGAGCUCCUUCUUCACCGUAUGCCACUUCCGCCGCCCUUGAACCCGCUGAGCGGCAUCGGUGAACGCGCAGCGGCAAACUCGCACAGGGAGCUGCUCAUCUCCAGCAUCGAGACGCCCAGCUGGCCGGUGCGGUUCGCCCACAAUUGUAGUCACCUAAUGUACCGGUGCUUCUGUGUGCGGUGUGCCAUUGCUUCCCAGAUGCAGGCGCUGCAGGUGGACGCUGACAUACGCGGCGCUAAGAUGACACUGUUUCCGCUCUGCACCUGUCUGGGGGCGGCGUCCAAGUCGCACACCGAAAUCCUGUCCACGCUGUGUCUCCUGGACUUCCUCACGCUGGGCGCUCCGUUUGGUUGCUGCUGCUAUCAUGGACUUGGCUCCGCUUUCUACGGGUGGCACCUGCGCUACAUGCUGCGUGCGCGGUAUCGCAUCUUCGCGUGGACGUCGAUUGACUUACUCAUCAUGUGCUGCAUCCCUGGUCUUGCGCUGGAUCAGCAGGGGGCGGAGCUGUUGCUCAACGGCACGCCUGAGGCCACCGUAGGACUGCAGUUUAUGGCUUAG